AUGUUCACCCAGUCACAGAAUUUCGUCGUCCAAGGGGGCGAGUUCUUUAAUUCCGAGAAACUCUAUAGAGUGGUCAACAGAGAGCCCAAACCAGAUCCAUUCGAUCUUCUCCAUCGGCACCGCGCAGUGCAGGCAACACACAAAUCGCCUUUGGCGUCCUACGCAGCCAAGUGCAAAUCCGGGACUAGAAAGGAAGUCAUUAACGACAUCAUCUCCUGGACAAACCGCUCAGAUGACACUCCAAUCCUCUGGUUUUCGGGGCCCGCAGGAGGUGGCAAAACCUGCAUUCAGCGAGACGUUGCGCGCCAGGCAGAAUCCUCGAAAUCCCUCGCCGCGUCCUAUUUCUUCUCCAGUUCGAAGCGCAACCCAGGUCUCGACAGCGCGAGUCCAUUUGUGGCGACUAUCGUGCACCAAUUCAUCUACUCCAUUCCAGAGAUGAAGCACUACGUUGCGCGUGUGUUGAGGGACCGCCCAGAUAUCUUCGAAGAGUCGUUGGAUGUGCAGCUGGAGGCGUUGGUCCUGGACAUUUUGCCGAAGCUGUCAAAGCAGGCGCUGGCCAAGGCUCCGCGUUCUUUGAUCAUCGACGGUCUGGACGAGUGUCGGGACGCGAGCGAGAGACAGCAUCUUCUUCGGCUGCUUCGAACGCUAGUUUCGAAUUCGUAUAUCCCUUUCCGCGUCGUAGUCGCAAGUCGUCCGGAAUUGGACAUCCGCACCACCUUCAAUACGGUUCCUUUGCGCUCCGUCGCGCACCAUGUUCGGUUGGACGACUAUGAUGGUACGAGUGACAUUCGCAGCUACUUUUGCGACGAAUUUACCCGCAUCCGGGAAUGCCAUCCGUCCGCAUCGUCGAUCCCCGACGACUGGCCACCGGAAGAAGAUGUCGAAUUACUGGUGGCGAAGGCAUCCUCGCAGUUUAUAUUUGCGGCCACCGUCAUUCGAUUUGUAGACUAUCCUAAACAGAACCCAGUCACCCUCCUUCAACAUGUCCUAUCAUAUACGUCCUCUGUACCGUCGUCCUUAAAAGGCGGUGACGAUAAUCCCUUCUCAGAGCUCGACGCGCUUUACACGAUGAUUCUUCUUCCUUCCGUGUACGCCAAUCCCCGCGACUCAUACCAGAUCGAUAUUCCCCUCCUUCGGCGUCUCUUACAUACAAUCAUGGUCAUGAUCCCUCCUCAAGGACCGAUUCCAACUCAAUCUCACCAACUCUUUCUUGACAAAUUCCUUUCUCUUCCUCCAGGAACAACAGAUAUGACAAUCUGUGAUCUCCACUCUCUUCUCAAGGUCCCCAAACCCCAUUAUUCUCAAUCUCAUCCACCGCGCGAUUCCCUGUUCUCCGGCACUGGGUCUUCGUCGAUGACUCCCGACUCGGAGGAAGACUGGGUGCCCCUAACUCCCAUCCAGUUCCAUCACAAAAGCAUGGAAGAUUACCUCUGCUCUCCAAAGCGCAGUGGAAUCUUGUACCAGUCACGGGAAGACACCAAUAUCCAGUUGGCCGAAUGUUGCGCGUUUCAUUUAAUGUGCUGGGAAGAAGGCGACGACGACACCAAUUCCAAUCCAAGCCCAAGGUCAUCAUCGACACCGAUGGCUACUGGAGGGAUCUUACCCUAUUCCUACGAGCAUUGGGAAAAAUACCUCAUGGAAGGGCUUUCUGGACUGACUCGGGAAACCUCACCAUUCAAAGUUGGAGGCACAGCCACGAGCCCACUUGCAUUGGCCCGGGAGGAAACUCUCAAGGCCCGUCGGAAUGCUUCCAAAACCCCAAAGUCCAUCACGAACGGUGAGGCCUCUGGGGUUCGUGACGGCCAGCCAACUCCCGAGAAGGCAUUACCUGUAGCACUCCAGAAUCUCUGCGACUUCGACCCCAUGAUAAUCGUUCGCUAUAGAUUUUUGCACUGCAUCACUGCAGCCAAUUCUGAGUUCCCAUUUACGCUCGCGGCGCACAGGGAUGGGAGGGAUGUGCGGCUAUUGGAUGUUGUGCACGAACUUAUGUGCUAUGACGCCUUCUCAGGAUGCACAAAGCUUUGCAAAAGGUUGAACAGACUCGAGCGUCACUGGUUCAAAGCGGCUCGAUUCUUUGCACAAUACGAAGAGCGGACUAGUGGCACUUCCGAAGCAUCCGUUGGGCACGACAUUUCGUCCAAGAUGGAGCUUCUACCUUUAAUCGACAACCUUCUGAGGGUAAAGCAUCGGCGUCCACAAGGGCCAGGCACACUGAGAGUUCGUCACUCGGGGCGAACUAGCCAGGAGCCCAGCGUUGUAAGCCCCACCUCAAGUCCUGAAAGCGAUCUGGCCAACUCGCCCCAGUUUUUCAAUCCUUUCACCAAUACUAGAAUCCCAGUUACGAAACAUACCAGGCGAGCCUCUGUGCCUCUGUCGAAACCGUUGCCUCCUUUGCCGCAUGACCGGCCUCCCGGUCGUUUCUCCCUUGCACUUACAUGGCCGUUCAGAAAGACUAGCACGUAG
Molecule: messenger RNA, 2463 nt
Organism: Coprinopsis cinerea okayama7#130
Lineage: Eukaryota; Fungi; Basidiomycota; Agaricomycetes; Agaricales; Psathyrellaceae
Exons: 3
Coding region: 1-2463 (820 amino acids)
Source: RefSeq, a predicted model, not a curated record